AUAAUAUAAAGAAACAAAAGGGGAAAUAAAGAAUAAUCGAAAUUCACCAGAACUCGAGUUUUUCUUAUAGGAAAGCUCAAAAUCUGCUCCUCUUUUCUCUGUUCAUCGUUUCCCCAAUCCAAAUUCAUUUGAAUCUGUGUUCUUGAUUUUACUGUAUCCCUAAGCAUCGGUGUUCUUGAUAGAUCGUGGCCAUGGAAUUCUUCAGAUCCGUAUAAAUGAAAGUGUCCCUAGUUCAAGCUCGGCACCUGUUGUUCAAAGCCACCUGGUAAACUGCGGUUCAAUGGACCAAAUUGGUAGUGGCAAUAAUGGAAACAACAAUACGAGUUUGGCCUCAAAACAAAGGCUUCGAUGGACACAUGAGCUUCACGAGCAAUUUGUUGAUGCUGUAGCACAACUCGGUGGGCCAGAUAGGGCUACUCCUAAGGGUGUUCUUAGAGUUAUGGGAGUUGAAGGCCUAACGAUUUACCAUGUGAAAAGCCACUUACAGAAAUACCGACUUGCAAAGUAUCUUCCAGAUUCUUCUUCUGAUGGGAAAAAAGCUGAAAAAAUAGAAUCCGGUGACGUUCUUUCCAAUUUGGACGGUUCAUCCAGUGGGAUGCAAAUAACCGAGGCACUCAAGCUGCAGAUGGAGGUUCAAAAGCGAUUACACGAGCAAUUGGAGGUCCAAAGACAGCUACAGCUUCGGAUAGAAGCCCAAGGGAAGUAUCUAAAGAAGAUAAUCGAAGAACAGCAAAGACUCAGUGGUGUUCUUUACGAUGCACCCGCACCUGGAGCGCGUGAUAGCAGCCCUGGACCCGACCACAAAACUGACCCGUCAACUCCCACCAGAACAUCCGAACCGUUUUUGCCAGAUAAGCCCACCACUGGAAAACGGGCCCAGCCCAAUUGCCUCUCGACUGAUGAAUCUUCCUCCAGGCAUGAGCCGCUGACCCCAGAUUCUGAAUGCCGGCGUUUGGGCUCGCCAGUCGGGAGCCCGAACGAGGCCCGACCAGAAAAAAGACAAUGUACGAGGCCCGAAGUGGAAUUUUCCCAUUCGGUUUUGGAGUCGAAUUUCACGCUCGGUUUUCUUCACCAGGAAGGAGUUUGAUCGUCUGUUGGCCGGAAAAAAUGAGUUUGAGAGAGUUGUAAUUGGUAUCUGGUGGUUGAGAAAUUACACAGCCUUGAUUAGGUUAUGAAGACUCUCUCUAUUGGUAUUUUUGCAUUCUGUGAGGAAUUUUACAUGUGCAUGGAUUGAUUAUCUUUCUUUAUGAGCAGAUGAAUGUUCUCAAAUUGCCUUUGACCUUUCUCUUUUUUAUGCUUAUGCAGUUUUAUAUUAUUAAAUUAGCUUGUGCAUUGUUAUCAGAACAACAGUUUUUGAAAGUGUG
Molecule: messenger RNA, 1364 nt
Organism: Striga asiatica
Lineage: Eukaryota; Viridiplantae; Streptophyta; Magnoliopsida; Lamiales; Orobanchaceae
Source: the annotation of a GenBank genome assembly